Molecule: messenger RNA, 1683 nt
Organism: Fragaria vesca subsp. vesca
Lineage: Eukaryota; Viridiplantae; Streptophyta; Magnoliopsida; Rosales; Rosaceae
Product: methylesterase 17-like
Exons: 5
Coding region: 603-1412 (269 amino acids)
Biological process (GO): salicylic acid metabolic process; jasmonic acid metabolic process
Molecular function (GO): methyl indole-3-acetate esterase activity; methyl jasmonate esterase activity; methyl salicylate esterase activity
Source: RefSeq, a predicted model, not a curated record
AUCACAUACUUAGAUAUGUCUUCAUAUAUAGAGGAAAUAACAGCGUGAACAACCUCUUCCUAAAACAAUUUCUCUCCUCCUCCUUUCUCAUUCUCUAUAACCCAUAAACUGACUGGGGAUUGAUUAUCUAUUGGCAAUUGUUUAUGGGUUAUAGUUAAUUUACAGAUUGAUUGAAGAUUUGGUGUCUGGGUAGCUUGUUUUGCUAUGAAUUGAUCAAUUCCGUGGCUGAUUUUUUCUUAUUCUGUUGAAGAUUUGACUGUGGAAAAUGAUUCAAGUACUGGCCUUUCCAUUUUGUUUGUUCAAUCAUGAUUUCAAUUGAUGAGUCCUGCUUGCAAAUGAAGGAGCUGCUCAAUCCGAUUCAAGUCAAGCUUGCUAAUUGCCAGUGAUGGAAUCCAAAUGAAGGAGCAGUCUUAACCAGAGUAAUUGAAAUUGGAGAUGGGGAAGUUUAGAAGAAAUUGAAGAGGGAGAGGAUCGAGUCCUGCUUGCACCAAACAUGGGUCAAGGCUUCCAUAGCAUAAGCCAGGCUUGAGGAAUGAAGGACUAUUGAAGGAACUAAGCCCGGGUAACACAGUCCCCCUUACCAAACGUGCUGUAAGGUCACAAUGAACCCAGAAACUGAAGUGGCAAAUCCUCAUCAUCACCACUUGGUUCUAAUCCAUGGCGUAGGGCAUGGAGCUUGGUGCUGGUACAAACUGAGAUGUCUCCUGGAAGCAUCAGGCCACAAAGUGACAUGCAUGGAUCUCAAAGGUGCUGGUAUUGAUCAGUCUGAUCCCAAUACAAUCCUCACUUUCGAAGACUAUAACAAGCCUCUCAUCAACUUCCUGUCCACCUUGCCCCAUGAUGAAAAGGUAAUACUUGUUGGACACAGCGCAGGUGGUAUGAGCUUGACAGAUGCAAUACACAGGUUUGGUAACAAAAUACAUAUGGCCAUAUAUGUGGCUGCAACCAUGUUAAAGUAUGGGUUUUCGACAGAUCAAGAUUUCAUAGAUGGAGAACCUGACUUGUCAGCAUUUGGAAACGUAAAUGAAUUUAUAUUUGGGUUCGGACCUGACCAGCCUCCAACUAGUGUCAUAAUGAAGGAAGACUUUAGGCACCAAAUCUUGUAUCAUAUGAGCCCUAUCCAGGACUCGAGUUUAGCUUCGAUGCUGCUGCGUCCUGGACCGGUUAUGGCGUUGCAAGGCGCUCGAUUCAAAGGAAAUGGUGAUGAAGUAGAUUGUGUGCCUAGAGUGUAUAUCAAGACCAUGAAAGAUCGUGUUCUAAAGCCAGAGCAACAAGAUGCUAUGAUUAAGAGGUGGCCACCAUUCCAAGUCUUUGUUCUUGAUAGCGACCAUAGCCCGUUUUUCUCCACCCCCUUUUCUCUCUUUGAUUUGUUACUUAAAGCAUCGGCUUCCAUAAAAUAUUAUUAUUCAUAAAACCAACGAUAUGACAUUUAUUUGGCAAACAUUGACCAUAAUCAUCCCCUCAAAGUUGGAGUGCUAUCUUCAUAAAAAAAAGAAGAAGUUGGAGUGCUAUGGAGAGCUAAAAUGGGAGAGUUAUGGAGGCCGAUGCAUAUGUUAAAUAGGAAGAAGAUGCUUUAUUAUGCACCUUAAAAUUGUUCGAGUCACCUUUAUUAUGUCCAAUCUCAUACAUGUCGUAGAGUCAUAGAAUAAAACAAUAGUUGCAAGUGACCUACACCAUUCCAGG